GGUGUACUUUAUACCUUCACAUUAGGGAAUAAUGAUUUCAUAUAUUGAACCCUGAGUUCAAGUUCACUCUUACACAAAGAAUACCUAAUAUUGCGUAACUGUAAGACAUAGUGUAAGCACUGACUCCUGUCCAGAAGUAGUGGUGCUGGUACUGGUGAGGCACGAAGGAGUCAGGGGGCUUUUCUGCGGUGGUGAUGGAGGUGAGGGGGUAUGAAAGAUAGGGCCAAAGACCUUAAAUUUGAUCCUUUCCAAUGGUAGUGGUGGUGGGGACAUGAAACAGAGAGACAAUGACCUUACAAUUAACCCUGCCCAGCGGUCUUAGGGGGAGAGCACAGGGGGUGAGGGAGGUACUAAGUGAAGUGUCAGCGACCUUAUAAUUGAUCCUGUUCCAUGGUGAUGGUGUUGAUGACAUCAGUGACUUAAUUCUUGCCCAAAGUUGUUGGCCCAGGCGGGAGGGUAGGAUGAGACGGUUGGUGGGAACCAGGGACGGGGAGCCACGAAACAAAGUCAGUGACCUAACAAUCCUGGGCAAAGUGUUCCAAAGAGUGGAGGCGAGGGGAGGUGGGGCGGCAUGGGUAGAAGCAUGAAACACGACGUUAUAAUGAAUCCCAUUCAAUGGUGAGGAGCGGACAGGAAUCCGAAUCAGUUAGUUUAUUUCUGCCCAACGAUGGUGGUAGUGGCAGAGGGCAUGAAACAGCCACUAUAGCUAAGUGGCAAACAGAAGAUGAAAAUCAAAGUGUCAAGAUGCAACGAAUACCCUGAAGUGCAAGUCAGCCCACCCAAGGAAGGUCUCCCGGAAGAGGUGCCUUCGGUAUAGAGGGCCUUGAGUGGUGCAUCGUAUCGGAUUCUGGGCGAAGACUCUGGGCCUCCUCCCAGUCCCCUAGCGCCUCCGCCACGUUUCGGCCGCGCAGGACCCAGCAGGGUAUACAGCCCAGGGUAGCGGCACUUGCCAGGCGGGUCUGGGUCGCAGAAGUCAAGGAGGGAGGCGCCUACACCCGGCGGCACUUCGGCAAAAGAAAGCGAGUGCGGCAGCGGCCAAUCAGCAGCCAGCGCGUGCGGCCACGCGCCCCUUGCGCCCCCCGCGUCCCUCGCGCGCCGCGUACGUGCUGCGGCCCCGCUCCGCCCCCGUGGGCGGAGCCUGCGGAAGCCGCGGGCGGCCGGCUACGGCCGGGUAACUGCUGCUGCUGCUGCUGCUUCUCUGCUGCUGCUCCUGCUGCUCCUGCUGCUGCUUCUGCUGCGGCGGCUGCCCCCGUGGCGCCGAGGCCGAGACUGAGGCCGGGGCGCGCGUUUGGCUAACGUGCCCAACCCGCGCGGCUUGGCUGCACCGGUCCUUGCGGCCGCCUGGGUGUCUCGGCUGGUCUCUGCGUUGCGCCGGUGAGGAUGCGGCUGUUCCGGUGGCUGCUGAAGCAGCCGGUGCCCAAGCAGAUCGAGCGCUACUCUCGCUUCUCGCCGUCACCGCUGUCCAUCAAGCAGUUCCUGGACUUCGAGUGGUGCCGUUUCAACCGCGGAGGGAACACUCGCAGUUGCUGAAUGCGAGGGAGCUGGUUGAGAAACACCCGAAAGUAAAACAAAAGUGCGCACCCAGGUGAGCUCCCAGAUGAGCCUUCCCACCUGUGUCCUGUGAGAAUUCCUGACCCACAGCAUCUGUGAGCAUAAUAAAUAGACAGUGGGCCGAAAGAAGUAGUGUAACAGCUGGAUAUUGUUGGGGUGUUGCGUUUGAUGGGGAAUGAGGGAGAGAUAAUGCGUGUGAGAAAACUUCAUAUAUGUUCCUGCGAAAGGAGCUUCCUGUGCGACUGGCUAACACAAUGAGAGAAGUUAAUCUUCUGCCAGAUAAUUUGCUUAACCGCCCUUCGGUGGGAUUGGUUCAGAGUUGGUAUAUGCAGAGUUUUCUUGAACUUCUAGAAUAUGAAAACAAGAGCCCUGAAGAUCCACAGGUCUUAGAUAACUUCCUACAAGUUCUGAUUAAAGUCAGAAAUAGACACAAUGACGUGGUUCCUACAAUGGCACAAGGAGUGAUCGAAUACAAGGAGAAGUUUGGGUUUGAUCCAUUCAUUAGCAGUAACAUCCAGUAUUUUCUGGAUCGGUUUUAUACCAACCGCAUCUCUUUCCGCAUGCUUAUUAACCAGCACACACUUCUCUUUGGCGGUGACACCAAUCCUGCGCAUCCUAAACACAUAGGAAGUAUUGAUCCCACCUGCAACGUGGCCGAUGUCGUGAAAGAUGCAUAUGAAACCGCCAAGAUGCUUUGUGAACAGUAUUAUCUGGUAGCUCCAGAGCUGGAAGUUGAAGAAUUCAAUGCCAAAGCUCCAAACAAACCUAUUCAAGUAGUUUAUGUGCCCUCACAUCUGUUUCACAUGCUAUUUGAGUUGUUCAAGAACUCAAUGAGAGCAACAGUCGAACUAUAUGAAGAUAGAAAAGAGGGCUACCCAGCGGUUAAAACCCUUGUUACUCUGGGUAAAGAAGACUUAUCCAUUAAGAUAAGUGACUUAGGUGGUGGGGUCCCACUACGAAAAAUAGAUCGUCUUUUUAACUACAUGUAUUCAACUGCUCCGAGACCUAGCCUGGAGCCUACAAGAGCUGCCCCUCUGGCUGGAUUUGGUUAUGGCUUGCCAAUUUCUCGUCUGUAUGCUAGAUAUUUUCAAGGAGAUCUAAAACUUUAUUCCAUGGAAGGUGUGGGUACUGAUGCUGUCAUUUAUUUGAAGGCCCUUUCAAGUGAAUCAUUUGAGAGACUUCCAGUUUUUAAUAAGUCCGCGUGGCGCCAUUACAAGACCACACCUGAGGCUGACGACUGGAGCAACCCCAGCAGUGAACCCAGAGACGCUUCCAAAUACAAGGCGAAACAGGACAAGAUCAAGACUAACAGAACUUUGUAAAGAACUGAAUGCUUCGAUCCUCUCUGUGAAGCCAAGAAUGUCUUCUGCCCAUCAUCCAGAAGGCGCUCCUUUCCUCCACCAACUCUGAGUGUGGCACUCUAGCUAAUCCAGUGCUUGAAUGUGUAUUCUCUCCAUACGAGCUGGACCUUUUCCACAGAAGUUUCCUGUAACUACUCCAGAUCUCCGCUAAAGUAGUAACUCGAGUCAAUUUUUGUAGUACCUUGCCCUGGUUUGGGUGGCGCCUGUCAUAAGAGGAGGCGGAGCCUCGUACGCGCUUGCGCCCUCAUACCUCUCUCUUCUUACCGCGUCUACCAUCUCCCCCGAUGUCUUCCCUCCGCAUUCCACAUACAGCAGGUCUCUGCUUUUGCUCUUGGUGACCAAAUACCAUGUUUGCCCCUGACAACUUAGGCCUGAGGAGUCUGGAAGUUGAAGACAUGAGCUGAGCAUGUCUUGACAAUUCAGUCCCAGUGCCCCUCCUGUCUCUUAUGCAGCCCCCCCUCACUCUCUGAUUCAGAAUUUGGCCUUCUUCCAUCUGACCAUAUUCUCAUUUCGAGGUGUGGGCAUUUUUGUGUUAGGUCUUCCUCUUGAGCGCAUUGAUUUUAUUCUGAAAUUCAGUUGUAUGCUUCCAUUCUGUCGAUUAAAGCGUUCCAAAAGUUGUCUUUGAGUUUUUCGCUUAUCUGCUUGGUUGCAAAGAUCUUAAGUGAAAAACUACCUUCUGGUCAUCGUCAAGUCUGCAGAGAAUGGGAAGUGGAGUUGUUACACUUAUGUAAAAAUUUUACUGUCAGAUACAGUCCUUUUGUCAUAUUAUAUCCCUUUGCAGUUUUCUAAGUCCUUCUGUGAUGCACUUUACUAGUUGUAAAAUAGACUGGGAAAAGUUCUUUCUAGUUCAUUUUGAAAAAUGCCCUAGGUCUGCAUAAAAAUACAUUUUCAGGAAUUCGGGCCAGUUUUAGAAUUGUCGAUGUGAUUUUCACCAUCCUUUACUCUUUGCUGAGAGGUUUAAUUGUCAGAGGACUUGGGGUGAGGCAGGUGGAGCUGUGUUAUACUUAUCCUUAGAAGCGGACACUAUCUGAGAGUCCAGAUUAAAAUCCAUGACUUACACAGCUCCACAGGAUGUGUUUCUCUUUGGUAUACUUUCUCGUAUAGACCAUCUACUUUGACUUCUGCCCUCUUUUAACGUCCGUAUGUUUCCAUCCACUGUUUAUGUAUUGAAUCCACUGAUUUAAAAGCUGUAACUUGUGAUGUAUUCCUCCUCCUUUAGUCAUACCACAGUACCAACACACUUGUCCCCACUGCCAUCACGUGGGGAUCAUCCCCUGGGUGGUUGGAGGGCCAUUCUGACCGGCUGCACUUGCGUUGAUGGCAGCUCUGUUUCUCUUAGCUCCACUGAAUCUGAUAUGCUUUCAUUUUGUUACAUUCCCUGAGCUCAUGGUAGUUCCUUCAUCUUUAGAAAGAGCUUGUCUCUUCCACCCUUAGAAGGCUCUCAUCGGGGAACUGACACGGAAAAAGACCGACCUCCUUCCAAGGUCGGGAUGAGGAGAUGGUCCGUAUGGAGGCCUGGUUUUUGAGGCCUGAGUCAGUGUCUUGGGAAUGGGGCUGUUCCCUAUGAUGAUUUCCUUGUGGUAUAAAGAUGUAAAAAAUAACAGCCCUUUAUGUUUAAAGACCCCGGCUUAUAAACAUCAGAUAGCCUGUCAGCAUCUUGCUUGGCCUCCAUUUCCAACCACCGCCUCUUACACAUUCAAGUCUGGUACACUGUAGGGGAAGGAGGCAGCAGGUUCAGCGGUGUCGCCUCCUGCCUUGUUCUGGCAGUGCCUUACUGUGUGCUUGAGGAAUGCCCGUGGAUCAUUAGGCCCUCACAACAAGCUGUGUGGAAAGGUUGGAGCUGGAAAAGCUGAUGCGGGAAAAAAAAAAAGCAUAUAGCUUGCCUCCAUUUAUCAGUCUUUUUCUAAAGUAAAGAUUUCUCUCAGUGUUGUAAUCACUUAAGAGGUAGUUCUUUAUAGACAGACUUUAGGGCUUACUCCUGUCCAUCUGCCCCCAGGACAAUCUUGCCUCUCCUGUCUUUUGUUUUCUGCAUUAAGCAUUUAACUUUGGAAGUUCCUCUGUAGCGCAGAGGGUUAAGGAUCGGUAUUGUCACUCCUGCAGCUCAGGUCGCUCCUUUGGUGCAGGUUUGAUCCCUGACUCAGGAACUUCCAUAUGCGCUAGGCGUGUCCAAAAAAGAAAAAAAAUUUAACUUUGCUUCCAAAGCAACCAUAAGAAAAGUAUCAGGAACAGCUUGCAUUUGCACAAUAGCUGCCCCAAGAAUUCAUUUAUCCUUUUUGUUGGCUGUACGUGAUUCUCUGAACUUGGGUGCAUCCCCCUGGCUGUUAGCUGGGUUUUGUCUCUAAGCAUAUGGUCACAUUUCUACAUAUAAGUUGUAAUAUAAAUAGACAUGAACCGAUUUUCAGCUUAAUUUGUUAGGUUCUCCCAAUUCUUCUGCCUUUCUCAUUUCCGUGAUCUUAUUUUAAGUAUUGGGGGACAGUAUCUCCUAUUUGAAGUUGUAGCUGACACACAGUAGGUGCUUAAUAAAUACUGGUUGUAUCAAUGAAUGGAAAUGGGCAUACAUUUACCUUGGAUGGUGAGUAGCAUCUUUCUGAGUUCUUAAAUUCUCUUUGUUUCCAAAUUAAAAAUCAUUCAGGUCAGGAGCUAUGGAAGGACUGAAUUUCCUUUUUAUAGUGCCAAGAGGUGGCUUGAAAAAUGGAGAGAAAUGAAAAGAAGGAAGUAGGGUUGGGUCCACAGGAGCCAUCCGAUCCUUUCCUUGUCUCCGAAUGUCUGAUUUGGCUCCUUCAUGCUUCUUUCCAUCCAAUCAGGUGACAUGGUUUUAUACCGUUGCUUAUAGAUUCCAAAGAACUUGCACAUACGGCAUCCUACCAGAUUCGUACGAUGCUGUAAGGUGGACCAUGUGGGAAUUAUCUCUUGUUUUUCAUGUGCGUUCCAAAGCAGUUCGGUGGUUUGCCACGGCGGCGUGGAAGAACCACAGUGAGCGCUUGCGUCUUUUUGUUCCCAGGCCCGGCUCUCAGCUGUGCACUAGCUAAUUAGCAUUAUCUCUUUGGAGGAAUUUCUUGGAUAUUAACCCUCAAGGGUGGAAGAUGUAAAUCAAAAUUUCUCUGUAACGUCAGAGAAUUCCAUUCAAGAGAGGUUUUCUUUUGCAUUUUCAUUUUGGCAAAGUUAGUUCGAGGCGGUUAGCGAGUGAGUUCAGCAGCUUUUGCCUAGAAAGGCAGGUGACUCUAGAGUGUGUCACCAUAGGUAAUUGCUGGACUUCUCUAGACUUAAUUCUAUGUUUGAAUGAACUCAGUGCUCACGGCUAGCUCUCUCAUACAGAGCUUCCACGUUGGCGAGUCAGAGCUUUUAUCUUUUGGUAGACAGGCUAUAGCUUCAGCUGGACUUUUCUCCUGUGGUUACAAAUGCCUUUCUGUGGCCAUUCCUUAUGAACAGGAGCUCGGCUGGCGGUCAGAUUCUCGGAUCACGUCUUUUUUCUCUCAUUUCUUUGGAGCCAUCCCUCUCUGGUCUUCAGGUGUCUGGUGCCACUGAGAGGGCUGAGUCCAGACACAGUUUUUCUUUCCCUUUUGUGGGUGAUCUGCUGGUUUCCCCCCGUGUACUUGUGAUUUCUUGUUGAUCCUGGAAGUGCAGGAACUUCAUUCAUGUGUAUCUCAAGAGCUGGCUUGAUCUGGUACCCAGUGAGCAUCAGACAUCGACAUUCAGGCCUUCCUGUGUUUCUCUUCAGUUUAUGGGGUGUCCCCAUGUUGGCUCUCUGUUCUCUGUCCUGCACUCUUAGCUUUCCUUUGAGAGCCUUGGUCUCCUUGUGUUUCUUCCCGUGGUGUGAUUUUUUUUCCUCAGGUCUUAUCCUCCCAUUGCACUGACUCCCUUUUCCGUGUGGCCUUCCCUUCUGCUACAGUGUUUUUCCCCCCUCUGUGUCUUUCCUUAGCUCUGAUGGCUUUUUUUUUCUCAUCCUGUUGUCCCAUUUGACUCCCUAUUUCAUUUCUUGGAAGGCUGAACUGUGUUGUCUACAGUUUUUGUGGUUUCUGCAGUCGUUGUGUUUCCAGAGUGUGUUUGUCUUUUGCUGCUUUCAUUCCUUUUCUUCUGUGUUGUUUUACCCCUUUAUUGUUACACAAGUGUCAUCAUGGCAUUUUCUGCCUAUUUUUUGGUCUUUGCAUGGGACCCGUUCUAGCUGCCAAGAAGAGUGUGUUUAAAUCCUCCUCGACGCCCCCUUUUUCAAGUGAGAAGCAUUCAUCACCUGAACCCUUGAACUCAAGGCUUGCUAUCUGGACACGGGGCGGGGGUGGGGGGCGAGGAAGGAGCGAGGUAAAGCCUCCUCGCAGUGCCUUCCACACUGUCGACCCCUCUGCCCUGGGGUGGCUGUAUCCCGGUCAGGAGAGAGCUUUCCCUCGAGUUUCCCCAUUUCCACUCCAAGCUGACUUAGAGGGCUACAGCAGGUUCGGCCUGCAUUGCUGGAUCAGACACAGCCAGUGUUGGCGUGUUUGGCUCCCGAGUUCCUGUUUGUCUCCUCUGCACACAAGUGGAGCAGCUGAGACGUCAGCCUCCCCUCCUAGGUUUUGCUUCUGGAAACGUGACCACGCAGUGUGCCCUCAGCUUGUCCUACCUCCCGUCCGUCUUUGUUUCUCCCAGUUCAGACAUGAUUGGCACCCUGUCAGCAACUGUGGCCUCCUUGACAAAUGCGCGAAUCUUCUUCGAUGAGUCCUCAACUUGGUUGUCAGACACUCCCCUGGAGUCCUCAGUGUAGGGUGGUGGCUUUUAUUAGUUUCACCGUGGACAGCGUCUCCAUCAGCCUCUGGAUGUGUGUGUGUGUGUUGCAGGGCAGGAACACUUAUAUAAACAUGAGCCCGUUCUGCCAUCUUCCCAACUGUCCAGGUGCUUAAACAUUGACUUUGAAGAUAAUGUCCAUAUCAUUAGCGGGGGAAAAAAAACAUUAAUAACUUAAUCAACACAGGAUUUUUGUUUAUUGUUCUUUGUGGAAAGACAACUUUUAACUCGGGUUCCUGUUCCAUUGAUUAGAGAUCAGUACCUUUUGGUUUGAAGACUGGGGCCAUGUGACAUUUUAAUGAACUCAAGAAUUUACCAGCCAUUGGCAGUGAUUGAUUGGUUCGUUACGGAAUAUUUCAAACUAGCACAUAAUCAGAGCUAUCAAGAGUGGUGUAAACUAUUUUUUACUGAUAGGUUGCUAGUCAAGCUGCCCCACUGAGGGUGGUGACCCUGUGAGAGCUCUACUGUGACUCAGGUUCGCUUACCUGUCUUUUUAAUCACCCCGUUUUAAAAUUUGGUUCAUGAAGAAAUAGAAAGGAGCGAAUUCCUCAUCAGGCUGAUUGCUGAUAUUCAGGAAUGUACAUUGUGAUGGUUUGUAGGUCUAAGACCCGGUGCCACACCAAUCGAUGUUUCGAAAGUGCGUUUACAGGGGGAUCACAGGUUGGGGGUUUUAGUUGGCCUCUUUGUAGGAUUGAAGCCUCCUUUGCUCACUGGCCAGCAUAUUCCCCCAGGCACACUUUUCUCAGCCUCAGAGCCGAGCAUACCGAUCAAGGAGCAGGAAUGACAGCCCUGCUCUGUGCAUCCAAAUCCAGCCUUCGCAGUGCCUUCUGCUUCGUUCAGAGUCUUUGCCCUGGUUCUGUCCUGGGGUGAAAUGCAGAGCGGAGUACCGCCCACGUGUAAGGGACGAGAGACGAAAAGGCGGUAGAGGAGCCGUGGAAAGGAAAGCCAUGUUCAUGCCUCCCUUUUAAAUAAUAGCGAGCGUCUCCAGUGCACCAGAAAGGCCCAGGGCUGGGCACAUGGCCAUGAUGACAGCAGCUGCAAGUGCCAGUCUCACGGAGCUCGCGUUCUGGUGGGGGAGUCAGAUGAGACCCUCAUCAGGGACGGUUUCUAGCACAGUUGGGAGACAAGGCAGGAAGGGGAGUGCAAGGGUUGAGUGGUAGGAGGUGGGCACCAAACCCCGUAAUUGUUGUUGUCAUCAUGGACGGGUGGGUUCCUUAGACGAGGGCGCCCCCCUGAGUCCCGAGUUCUCUUCUUCUUUGCGUCUGUUCACCUGCAUCUGGAGAGUCUGCCUCGGACUCUGUGCGUUUCCUUGUCUCGCUGACCGCUGACUGGUGAGGACCCGGGUCCGGUGAGAGGAGAUGGCUUUGCGGGUCUCGUUGUGCUGUGUGGCGUGGGCUGCUCUUUUCUCCUACCAAAGAUGCAGUCCCAGCAGGUCCCAGCUGUGUCUUUGUAGAACUUCAGAGAUGAUUGUUUCAACCACAUCUUCCCACGUCCAGCUUCUGGAUGGUGAUGCUGGAGUGAAAAGAGCUGCUUGUAAGGGGAGAGACCCUCUUUACCACUUGCUUGUGCACUGGCUUUAGGGCCGGAGGAAAGGGUUAUCCGAGGAGGCGUCCGUCUUAAGUCUGCUUUCUAGCCUUAGCUGUGUUCACCCUCAAAAUGAAGACAAUAAAAUGACAGCAAUAUCGUGGUCACAGAAUCCUUAAGAAACCCGUUGAUGCCUUUCCAUCUGUCUCUGAAACCUGGACUUGAAUUGCCCAGGAUCCCAGUAACGGGGUCGGUGGAGCCAGGAGACGGGCAGCUUCUUGUGUUGUGACGUGGGUGGCCCUCAGUGGUGGUCCGGGUCCCGCUCCCUCGGAGGGAGCAGCAGAGCCGGCGAGGACACUCUCUGUUCUCAGGGAAGGUGGAUCUGAGUGCGGAGCAGAAGAUGCCGUGCAGUUGAGUUAUUCCCAGAGGUAGAGCCUGUCACCCUUUAGGUUGGUUUAUUCGCAUAUAAAUGGAAGCACCUUGGGGCCUCACUACUGAAAGCCUCCCAACAAAUGUCUGUUACAGUUAAGUGCCUGCAUUAAAAGAAAGCCCACCCCUUAUAUCCCACUCAUCUCCUUGCAGUGUUUAAUAAAUUCAUAAUAGUAUUUGACUUCCCGUCUCUGUAUCUUUUUCCCUCCAGCACUGCAGGAGCGGCUCACUUCUCCAUUUGACGUGAUGGCUUCAGCCUUUGAUGGCGUCUGCAUAGCUCUUGGAAAGGAUAAGCAGUAGAGCUUGAUGCCUGGAGUCCCAUGGUCCAGUGUGGACUACUGGGAAUAUUUUUGGUGGGAUUAUUUUUUAAAUGUUAGGGAACUGAGUGGUAGAUUUGUGGUAAUAAUGGAUCCAGGGAGCUUGCAGUGGAAAGAGUAUGAACUUCACCUGAAAAAUAUUUCUCUGUUCUAUAAAUCUCUCAGUGACAUUUGGAUUAAUCAAGCAUAAUUAAAUGUAGUUAGAUUUUUGUCAGAUUGUAGUUCAAAAUAAUAUUCAUCUAUGAAGAGGGUAAUAUAUUCUGUAGAAAUUUUAUUAAGCACUUUAGCUAAGCAAACACUAAGGAGAACAAAAUCAACCUCAGGAAGGUUAAUUACUAAAAAACCCCACAAAGUAUAGUAGAUUAUGUAAAUCAUUUUAAUUUUGAAUACCAUGGCUUGAGCUUUAAUUUACAUCGAGAGAUAUUUUGGAUUUGUUUUUCACAUCAAAUCUUCCAAAAGUACAAAAUUGCACUUGCAUUCUUUAAAAUUUUUCAUCAUUUUAGCAGUCCGUUAAGUUUGCUUAACUUCAUGUUAUACUUUCCAAAAGAAUUACAGUUGAAUUCUUUAAAAUGCAACCAUUUUGGAAUUCCACUGUUUGCUACAAUUGUGAGAACCAUGUUUUUAUUUCUGUACCUUUAAAAAAUUGAUCUUUUAAGAGAAGUAUUGGGAGAGAGAAUGUAUAUGAAAACUUCUCACCCGUGCCUGGCCUCUCCCUAAAAAAAAAAAAAAAAAAAAAAAGAAUUUUUAAAAAGUCAAACAGAAGAGUUUAGACUAUACUGAUAAAUCUUUUUAUUUUAGUAAUUUCCUUGAAGGGAGAAGUAAAGAGAUCAAAUUGAUUUUCUAACUUAUAUUUUUUGUACUCAGAGAAUUACAUUUUCAUUACCCUUGCAUGUCUCAGGGAAUAGCCUUUGAUAAGAAUCCCCAUGGAAAUCUCUCCCGAUGUACUCAGCUUUGAGAGUUCUUGUCUAAAUUUCUAGAGCUAGAGUUUCAAAAGUAUUGUCUUCUCAGGAACACAGCAUUACCCAAGAAACUUGAACUUCACCCUUAUCAACACGCAGAUUCUAUGUGCUUUAGGCUUUUUCAUGUGUAAGUGGCGCCUAAAAGUCCUUUGAUUAGGAGGUAUACAGGGGUCUCUUUAUCAUACUUAUCUGAGAUUUUCAUAGAAAAACCCUGCAGUUUGAUUUUGCUUGAUAAUUUUACUUCUUGGCUUUUCAGCAAAAAUUCUCUUUUCCAUUGGAAUUGAAUCUUUUGGGGAUAAUAAAAUCUCACUUAAAAGAACAUCCUAUAAAUAAUUCUAACUUUUGCCAACCUCAGAGUGGCCUAAUUUUGCAAAUGGGCCAAAACAGCACAAAUGUCAAAGAUCGUAUAUACUGUAAGCAGUAUGUUUGCUCUGCAGUUAGCAAAGUGAAGAAACGCCUAAUCCUGGCAAUCAGGACGGCUUAAUGGCUCUUCAGUUCAUCUUUGCCUUCCAAAUUGGAUGAAAAUGGCACAUUUAGAGUGGAAUGCUUAUUAAUGACAGAACUGCUUAAUGUUUUAAAAUAUUCCUACCUUGAGAUUCUUUUCGAGAGAAAAUAAAAAGAAUCUCAACCUUCAGUUCUAUUUUGGCUCUUCGUAUCUGCUCAGCAUUGAAAAGGCAAUGAUAAAAUUGAAAUCUGCUUGGAAGUCACAGGCAUCUGCCAGUGAUCCCCGCUUGAUGUACAAGAGGAGUGAUGAGGAGUUGGCGAAAACAGGCAGGAUGAGUAUAAAAUGUUACAUUGCCGUUUAUAAUAUAUCAUGGUAGUCUUUUCUCAUUUCACCUUGUCUAUCCAUGGGAAAUCUCAAUCAGUAUUUUCAAGAGCACUCUCUUGACACUAAGAACUGGCCUGUGCCUUGAUCGAAAACACUGCUGAGGUUACUGUCCCCCGUCUUGAAUUAGAACAAAUAUUUUCGAAUCAUCACAGCCACAGCCUGUAACCGUAGGGAUCUGGAAACACUGGAAACUGCCUGCCGUCCGAGAGGGCACAGGCUGGAUGGGAGGCUUCGCAGCCUGGCUUGCUGAGCGCCGUCCGGAGGCAAGGUUUGCCUGGCUGUCAUAACCAGCAUAAAACCUAAAAUAGAACGGGCUUGCCAGCAUCCUGUAUCUGCUCCCUUUUUCUCUAGCUGCCUUUAUCACUCUUCCUGGGGAAGCAUCACAGAAAGUCCUUUGGUAUCUUGCUUUUUACUUUUAAAAUUCCUGUUAGAGCUGGCUAGUAAACUUGACCAAUAAAUCGUGCAUGUACUUAAACUUCUUUUUUUUAGUCCAGACCAAACUAAAUGUAUCUUGGCUCUGUGGAAAUAGCCAAAGUGAGGUUUACCUAGAAAUUAGAAAGUAUUAUGUGUUUUAAAAAUGUAAGUUGGCUAUAUUCAGGGUUGAAGGAAUUGAGCUCCGUUGCCUCUUCCUUUGUUUCUUUUAUGUCCAUUGUUAUUCUCUCUUCUCACUGUGACGCUCUAGACCCAAAGGCUUCCACUCCGAUUAAGAACCCGGGCUUUGCUCGAGUCCAUCCUGGACGACAUGACACACGUUUUAGGAGAGUGGAAGCUCCCACUUCAGCAUGCUGGCUAACCCCGCUCUGUGCAGAGUUCCUUGGUAUCAAAGUCAUCUGAGGUCGCCGUGGCUGCUUCAGGUUUAUCUAUGCGUCACGCCAUCUGUUGCUGCAAGUUCACAUCCUCGCCAAAGUACACAAGUGCUUGCAACUUCAAUAUUUCCCAGAUUUAGAACGCGAGUUGUGAAUACUUAAGAAAUGCUGGAACCACAUAAGAAAAGUCAACGCGGAGUAAAAUACACCCUUGCAAACAUAUUUAAUGCUGCAUUUAAAUAUAAAGCCACUGGCCUGAUGUUUCAUCAUGACUCCUUAACCUCUGAGGGCAGUGUCUAAACUGGGAGUGGUAGCUGAUUUAACAAGAGAAGAAGAGCAACGUGUAGAUGAAGUGCAAGUUCAUCACAGUGACUGUACCCCUAAGUCCAAAUCUGGCCUGAUUUACUUUGAGCAACGAUCAGUUUAGAUAACAGUGAAAUGUACAUGUGUGUCCAGUGUUCACCUUUUGCCUUGUGGUUUGUAGAGAGAAGGCUGGUCCCUCAUAUUCUCUGCUGUUCUGUGGCCUGGCUGCUACACGCUUGUCACAAGUCAAGAAUGACUUUGGUCUGAGGUAAUGUGUCAUUCUGUAGAGAAAAGUGUUUCGUUUUUGCGAUUGUUGGAGAAACACAAGCGAGGAAGCAUGUGGCUCAGAUAAUGGUCCCCAGCAGUCAUGCAGUCAUCUGUGGUGUUUGUCAUGGCCAAACUAGUCCCAGAGCACGAGGACAGUUUGGCACCACAGUCAUCGAACAAUAAAGCGGUAGUCGUGGCU
Molecule: messenger RNA, 13300 nt
Organism: Sus scrofa (pig)
Lineage: Eukaryota; Metazoa; Chordata; Mammalia; Artiodactyla; Suidae
Source: RefSeq, a predicted model, not a curated record